AUGGACGACUUCCUGCACGAAACACUUGGUGCGUUUGGAUUAGAGAGUAGUGUUCCAGUCUUGAAGACUAGUUUCGAAUUGGAUCCAUCUAAAGAAGUUAAAGAAUCAUGUGAACUGGCUCUUAAUCGAAUUAGGGAGCUACCAAACGCGAAGCCUGAUGAAUUAAGACGUUUUAAUUUGUUGGAAGCGGCUCCAUUGCUCUUUUGCCCUGUGCCAGAAUUAAGGGAAGUUCUACUGAAUGAAGACAAUAGCCGAUAUGAGCGUUGCUCUGCACUUUUUUCACUUCGACUGUAUUUUCUUCAUCCUACCCCUUGUACUGAGGAAGCAAUCUCGGCUAUUAUUGAAUCCCUUUAUGCAGAAAGCGCAGUUCUACAGUACCAUGCACGUUUUCAUUUUAUGCUUUAA
Molecule: messenger RNA, 405 nt
Organism: Olea europaea var. sylvestris
Lineage: Eukaryota; Viridiplantae; Streptophyta; Magnoliopsida; Lamiales; Oleaceae
Product: deoxyhypusine hydroxylase-A-like
Exons: 3
Coding region: 1-405 (134 amino acids)
Molecular function (GO): oxidoreductase activity
Source: RefSeq, a predicted model, not a curated record